Messenger RNA from Racocetra persica, 374 nucleotides. NCBI's taxonomy places the organism in Eukaryota, Fungi, Glomeromycota, Glomeromycetes, Diversisporales, Gigasporaceae. The record is from the annotation of a GenBank genome assembly.
AUGAUAAUGGUACUUUCAAUAAUUGCUCAGCUUAUAUAACACAGCCAACACUAAAUCCGGUGAAUGGCCAAUAUACAGGAAAGUUUGAUCCAAAAGAUCUUUCUUUUCCUACUAAUCAAAUAUCUGAAUGCUUGAAAAGAAUUUUUUUCAAAUUUGAUGUUAUCAAUGAUACUAUUGUAGAUAGGCACAAUGCCACAUAUUACAAAUUGGCUGUAUCAGAGUUUAUGAUUGAUCCUAAUGAUUUUGUGGUUAAUACACAAACUGAAAUUAAAAAUAAAAGUGCGCUAUAUGUGAUGUCAAACAUUUUGGCUAUGGAAGGUGCUUUAUUAGCACUAGAUACCUUUCUAUUUGGCGCUCGACCUAUAAAUCCAUAG